CGGCCGCCCGCCCGCCCGCCCGCGCGCGGCUCCUGGAGGCCCCGGGCUCGGCCCGGCGGCGUCGGCGGCGUUUCUAGCUUCAGGCCGCGGCGGCGCCCGUGUCCCACGCGGCAGCCAUGGCCCUGGUGACCCUGCAGCGCUCGCCCACGCCCAGCGCCGCCUCCUCCUCGGCCAGCAACAGCGAGCUGGAGGCUGGCAGCGAUGAAGAGCGAAAGUUAAACCUCAGCUUAAGCGAGAGCUUUUUCAUGGUGAAAGGAGCUGCGCUCUUCCUCCAGCAGGGAAGCAGUCCUCAGGGCCAGCGGAGUCUCCAGCACCCUCACAAGCAUGCAGGGGACCUGCCACAGCACCUGCAAGUGAUGAUUAACCUCCUGCGCUGUGAGGACAGAAUCAAGCUGGCUGUGCGCUUGGAGAGCGCCUGGACUGACCGCGUCCGCUACAUGGUGGUGGUGUACAGCAGUGGGCGCCAGGACACCGAGGAGAAUAUCCUGCUGGGUGUCGACUUCUCCAGUAAGGAGAGUAAGAGUUGCACCAUCGGGAUGGUUCUCCGGCUGUGGAGUGACACAAAGAUCCACCUUGAUGGAGACGGUGGAUUCAGUGUGAGCACUGCAGGAAGGAUGCACAUAUUUAAGCCUGUAUCUGUCCAGGCCAUGUGGUCUGCACUGCAGGUGCUGCACAAGGCCUGCGAAGUGGCACGGAGGCACAACUACUUCCCUGGGGGUGUAGCACUCAUCUGGGCCACCUACUAUGAGAGCUGCAUUGGCUCUGAGCAGAGCUGCAUCAAUGAAUGGAACGCCAUGCAGGACCUAGAGUCCACACGGCCGGACUCCCCAGCCCUGUUUGUGGACAAGCCAACAGAAGGGGAAAGAACCGAGCGUCUCAUCAAAGCCAAACUUCGGAGCAUCAUGAUGAGCCAGGAUCUUGAAAACGUGACCUCCAAAGAGAUCCGUAAUGAGUUGGAAAAACAGAUGAACUGUAACUUGAAAGAAUUCAAGGAAUUCAUAGACAAUGAGAUGCUACUUAUCUUGGGACAGAUGGACAAGCCUUCCCUUAUCUUUGACCAUCUUUAUCUUGGUUCUGAAUGGAAUGCAUCCAAUCUGGAGGAGCUGCAGGGCUCAGGGGUUGACUAUAUUUUAAAUGUCACUAGAGAAAUAGACAAUUUUUUCCCCGGCUUAUUUGCAUACCACAACAUCCGAGUGUACGAUGAGGAGACCACAGACCUGCUUGCCCACUGGAACGAGGCAUACCACUUCAUAAACAAAGCCAAGAGGAACCACUCCAAGUGCCUGGUCCAUUGCAAAAUGGGUGUCAGCCGAUCUGCGUCCACAGUCAUCGCCUAUGCCAUGAAGGAAUUCGGCUGGCCCCUGGAGAAAGCGUAUAACUAUGUGAAGCAGAAGCGCAGCGUCACCCGGCCCAACGCCGGCUUUAUGAGGCAGCUGUCUGAGUAUGAAGGCAUCUUGGACGCCAGCAAACAGCGGCACAAUAAGCUGUGGCGCCAGCAGACGGACAGCAGCCUCCAGCCGCCUGUGGAAGACCCUACGGAGCCCAGCGGCUUCUUGCCUGAGAGCCUGGAUGACGCCCCAGACACCCAGCUGCUCUGCUUACAAGAUGCCACACAGCCCGGGCUCCCAGGAGGUCGUGCCCCAGGAGGGCCCCUUCUCCCCUACUCUUUCCGGAGACUCUCUGACCCCCCCAAUGGCGCAGGUAGCUUGGUCCACCUGGAAGAUCUUGAGAGGGAUGCUGUAUUGGACGAGGCAGCCCAGCCAGUGGAGGCACCCAAGCAGGCCCCACAUCCCCAGGAAGGCUCUGGGCUCUGUGAUAAGGAUGUGAAAAAGAGACUGGAGUUUGGGAGCCCUGAAGCCCACAGCCCCUUGCAGCAGAUGGAGGACAUGGACCCGGAGGAGAGCCCCAGGGCAGGGAGAUGGGGGCGGCCCACUGCCCCACCUGAGAGGAGCCCACUCAACCGGGAAAACCUAAAUAACAACAACAGCAAGAGGAGCUGUCCUGAUGACUUCGAGCAUGAUGCUAUGUUUGGGAUCCUUAACAAAGUGAAACCUUCCUACAAACCCUGUGCGGACUGCAUGUACCCUACAGCCAGCGGGGCUCCUGAGGCCUUCCGAGAGCCAUGCGAGGACCCCAGCGCCCCCGCCAUCUGCACCCAGCCAGCUUUCCUGCCCCACAUCACAUCAUCCCCUGUGGCCCAUGUGUCCAGCAGGUCUCAAGCCCUGGACAAGCCAGCUUCUGGACCAGCCGACACUCCCCCAUUCCUACCAUCAGCAGGCUCCAAGAGGCGUGACGGUAGUGGCUCUGGGGCUGCCCUAGAGCUGUCGGCUGCCCCAGAGCUGUCAGCUGGCCUUCCAGAACCUUCUAGAGAAACCCCAAAAGUCCUUCCCAAGACCCUCCUUUUGAAGAAUUUUCACUGUGAUAAGAGCCCUCCCUGCACAGAGGUUGUCAAGGAAGAGAUGUCCCCCAGGAGAGACCCGAGAGCAGCUAAGGACCUGAGGCUCCUGUUCACCAGCGAGUCUGAGAGACCCACAAUCAACAGCUACCUGACGCAGCACCAGGAGUCCAUUGUCCAGCUGCAGAAGGCAGGCCUGGUCCGCAAGCACACCAAGCAGCUUGAGAAGCUCAAGAGCCUGCCGGCAGAUGCUGUGGUGGCCCGCAGGGACAGUGCAGCCAGCAGGCUGGAGGCCAGCAUCCCUGAGGGCCAGGAGCUGGCAGCCGGGCAAGAGCCAGGACCCCCUGCUCUGCCUGGAGAUGACGAACCAGAGUCUGCUCCACCGCCAUGCGAAGGAACCUCGCUCAAGAGCCCCCCUCCCCUCCUCUCCCGCCUGGACCACACCAGUAACUUCUCGAAAGACUUCCUAAAGACCAUCUGCUACACCCCUACCUCCUCCUCCAUGAGCUCCAACUUGACCCGGAGCUCGAGCAGCGACAGCAUCCACAGUGUCCGUGGGAAGCCCGGGCUGGUAAAACAGCGGACGCAGGAGAUCGAGACCCGGCUACGGCUGGCAGGCCUGACUGUCUCAUCCCCGCUGAAACGCUCCCACUCUCUUGCCAAGCUUGGAAGCCUCAACUUCUCCACAGAAGACCUGUCCAGCGAGGCUGAUGUGUCCACCAUCGCCGACUCCCAGGAUGCCAAGUGGAGCGAGUCUUCCUUCCUCCAGGAACCCCAGGCCACGCCGAGGAACCCAGCCACGGCCUCUAAACCAUCAGGGAAAUCUGCCCCAGAACACUUGAAAAGCCCCUCGCAGAUGAACAAAACCUGACACACCUCUUGCUCCCGUGGACUUAGGAUUCAUCCUCCCUUCCUCUCAUUGUGGCUUCUGAACCACCCCGACAUCUUGAUUUGUCUCAGACAACCGAAGUCAUCCAAUCUCUCCCUGCCCCCCUCUUGCCAUAAAGAAGAAAA
Messenger RNA from Perognathus longimembris pacificus (Pacific pocket mouse), 3409 nucleotides. It is a transcript of the gene Ssh1, whose product is annotated as slingshot protein phosphatase 1. Gene Ontology annotation, molecular function: actin binding; protein tyrosine/serine/threonine phosphatase activity. Gene Ontology annotation, biological process: negative regulation of actin filament polymerization; actin cytoskeleton organization; protein dephosphorylation. The coding region runs from base 117 to 3266 and encodes 1049 amino acids. The transcript has 15 exons. Lineage: Eukaryota; Metazoa; Chordata; Mammalia; Rodentia; Heteromyidae. Gene Ontology annotation, cellular component: cytoplasm. The record is from RefSeq and is a predicted model, not a curated record.